CUUUUCGUAGUGGUUGAGAAAAAGGAGAGCGGGGAGUUUGUGGGGAUGGCUGCGUUGAAGAUAGAUAUUCCAAAGAAUGCGGACGCUGAACUUGGAAUAUGUCUCGUCAAGAAGUGCUGGGGUCAAGGAUAUGGGACCGAGAUCAUGGAAUGGCUGGUCGGAUAUGGAUUCAAGGGGAUGGCCUUGCACAGGUUCUCCCUUGGUCUCUUCUCCUUCAACAACCGGGCCCUGUCGCUGUAUAAGCAUUUUGGUUUUACUGUAGAAGGAGUAAAACGCGAAGCUCUUUGGUUCGAGGGAAAAAGGGCUGACAUAAUGUGGAUGGGACUUUUGAAA
Messenger RNA from Stereum hirsutum FP-91666 SS1, 333 nucleotides. Its product is annotated as acyl-CoA N-acyltransferase. The transcript is spliced from 2 exons. NCBI's taxonomy places the organism in Eukaryota, Fungi, Basidiomycota, Agaricomycetes, Russulales, Stereaceae. The annotation marks the transcript as partial. Gene Ontology annotation, molecular function: acyltransferase activity, transferring groups other than amino-acyl groups. The record is from RefSeq and is a predicted model, not a curated record.